UUCAUUCAAAAUUCUGCCAUUGUGUUCUCCCUCUGGAAUUCCGAACGGAAAGUGUCGAGCCAAAAAAUCGUGAAAAAAACUUACGAUGGGAAGGAUUCGUCGUAAAGCGAGUGUUACAAACCAAGAAGACAAUUCUUCGUCUUGCAGCACUCCUCCUUCUUCUAAGGACAAGAAAAAUCGUUUUCCUACGUUCGUUGAUGAAGAUAAACAAAAAAUUGUUCUCAGGAAGGACUUUGACCGAAAUGUUGAAAUGACCUUAAAGGAUAUGCUCGAAAACAAACAACGGAUGAUUGAGAGUUUAACUCUUCCAUUUAUUAGUGCAAUUUUGAAGAUCCCAUUAAACGUUAAGAAAAUGAAAUGGGGUGAAUAUUUGAAAUUAAGAAAAAAUCAAAGUCAAGAAACUCCCAACACUUUACCAGAUAAAGCAAUUGAAACUAAUCACGAUGCUCACAACUUUGCACUUUCAACUGGAUCAUCCAAAAUGGAAACUCCUGCAAUACGAAGCUCAUCAAGACUGGCAAACAAUAAGAUUCCCAUCUUCACACCCAAAUUUGACCCAGCAACUGGUGAUAUAAUUAAUACAAGACUUCAAAUCCCAGGAGAGAGAUUGUAUUCCGAAAAGGGCAGCCCAGUUGAAAGCAAUCCAUCAAAAUUAUCUGCACGAAAAUUGACUGCAGUAGGAGAUGAGGAAUCGGUCGUUGCAUUUUUUGAAAACAACCCAGAAACAUUAAAUACCUAUAAAGCUUUCGAAAAAACAUACAAAAAUCACAGGUCGCGCAAAGAAUAAAUAAUAGAUUUCUGUGUUCUUUUUCUCGCUCUUCGCGUUGUAUUUCCGUUUUGAUCACACAGAAUAUUCUUGUGUCUUUCUAUCUGUAAACCACUCGUGUUUAAUCACACAUAAUACAAUUUUGAAAUUUCA
Molecule: messenger RNA, 919 nt
Organism: Daphnia pulex (common water flea)
Lineage: Eukaryota; Metazoa; Arthropoda; Branchiopoda; Diplostraca; Daphniidae
Exons: 7
Coding region: 86-787 (233 amino acids)
Biological process (GO): mitotic sister chromatid segregation
Cellular component (GO): chromosome, centromeric region; spindle midzone; chromosome passenger complex
Source: RefSeq, a predicted model, not a curated record